Haliotis rufescens (red abalone) is the source of this 3772-nucleotide messenger RNA. Its product is annotated as coatomer subunit beta-like. Gene Ontology annotation, molecular function: structural molecule activity. The transcript is spliced from 25 exons. The record is from RefSeq and is a predicted model, not a curated record. The coding region runs from base 133 to 3036 and encodes 967 amino acids. Gene Ontology annotation, biological process: intra-Golgi vesicle-mediated transport; endoplasmic reticulum to Golgi vesicle-mediated transport; intracellular protein transport. Lineage: Eukaryota; Metazoa; Mollusca; Gastropoda; Lepetellida; Haliotidae. Gene Ontology annotation, cellular component: COPI vesicle coat; cytoplasm.
AUAUAGGUGGCGUUAAUUUGAGCCGGCCACGUCCUUGUAAUUUGCGUGCUGAGAAAGUGACACUUCGACGUAGUGUGUUUAUUACAGUCUUCAUAUUGUCAACUCUAGCAAGAUACUAUUUACGACAACAAAAUGUCGACAUCGGGGGAACCAUCAGGCAAGAUGUCUGACCAGGGCUGCUACACGCUCAUCAACAUCCCCUCGGAUUCUGAGCCUCCAACAGAACUGCAGCUCAAGCAGGACCUAGAAAAGGGCGAUACAAAGACGAAAGUUGAAGCCUUGAAGAAGACAAUUCAGCAGAUCCUGAAUGGGGAGAAGAUGCCAUCUCUCCUGAUGACCAUCAUCCGCUUCGUGAUGCCGAUGCAGGACCACAUGGUGAAGAAGAUGCUGCUCAUCUUCUGGGAGGUGGUGCCCAAGUACACGCCCGACGGCAAGCUCAUGCAGGAGAUGAUCCUUGUCUGUGAUGCCUACAGAAAGGACCUGCAACAUCCAAAUGAGUUCAUUCGUGGCUCCACACUCCGAUUCCUGUGCAAGUUGAAGGAGCCUGAGCUGGUGGAGCCUCUCAUGCCGGCCAUCAGACAGUGUCUGGAGCAUAGGCACUCGUAUGUCCGACGGAAUGCUGUGCUGGCUAUCUACACCAUCUACAGGAAUUUUGACUUCCUGAUCCCGGAUGCCCCCGAACUGAUUGCUAACUUCCUGGAGGGGGAACAGGACAUGUCCUGCAAGAGGAAUGCCUUCAUGAUGCUGAUCCAUGCUGAUCAGGAGCGUGCCCUUAACUACCUGAGCAGCUGUAUUGACCAAGUGACCUCCUUCGGGGACAUCCUUCAGCUGGUGAUCGUGGAACUUAUUUACAAGGUUUGCCAUGCCAACCCCUCUGAGCGUGCCCGCUUCAUCCGCUGCAUCUACAACCUUCUCAACUCGUCCAGCCCCGCCGUCAGGUACGAGGCCGCCGGCACCCUCGUCACACUCUCCAGUGCCCCCACGGCCAUCAAGGCUGCCGCCAGCUGCUACAUCGAGCUGAUUGUGAAGGAGAGUGACAACAAUGUCAAGCUGAUUGUCCUGGACAGACUCAUCAACCUUAAGGAUGUCGCUGCACAUGAGAAAGUCCUGCAGGAGCUGGUGAUGGAUGUGCUGCGUGUUCUGAACGCCCCAGACCAGGAGGUCCGCAAGAAGACCCUCGGACUUGCCCUCGACCUCGUCACAUCCAGAUCCAUCGAGGAGAUGGUGUUGGUGUUGAAGAAGGAAGUGGUGAAGACAAACAAUGUUGAGCAUGAGGACACGGGGAAGUACCGCCAGCUCCUCGUCCGCACGCUCCAUCAGUGCAGCGUCAAGUUCCCCGAUGUUGCUCCAGUCAUCAUACCAGUGCUGAUGGAGUUCCUGGGUGACCAAAACGAGCUGGCUGCUGCCGACGUGCUGGUGUUUGUCCGAGAGGCUGUCCAGCGCUUCGAGCAGCUGCGUACCCUUAUCAUCAGCAAGCUCCUGGAGGUGUUCCCCACCAUCAAGGCCAUGAAGAUUCACCGAGCCGCGCUGUGGAUCCUGGGAGAAUACUGCACAAGCUCCGAGGACAUCCAGCUGGUGAUGACCCUCAUCAGACAGGCCCUGGGAGAUAUCCCGAUUGUUGAUGAUGAGAUCAAGAAGGCUGCUGGAGAAGUGAAGGAGGAAGAGAUGCAGACCGGCGGUGGAGUACAGAGACUGGUGACGGCUGAUGGGACGUACGCCACCCAGAGUGCUUUCAGCGCAACAUCCAGCUCCAAGAAGGAGGAGAGACCCACCAUGCGGCAGUAUCUGAUGGAUGGAGAGUUCUUCACUGGUGCCGCCCUAGCCACAACUCUCACCAAGCUGUGUCUCCGAUACAUCAACAUCAACAAGGAUGUCAAGAGACAAAAUGCCUUUGUGGCAGAGUCCAUGCUCAUCAUGGCAACCAUCAUCCAUCUGGGCAAAUCAGGACUUCCUACCAAGCCCAUCACAGAUGAUGACAUUGAUCGUAUUGCGAUGUGCCUGCGUGUGCUGGCUGAGAAGUCGGAGCUCAUGACCGACAUUUUCAACAACCAGUGUCGAGGGUCCCUGUCACUGAUGCUGGCAGCCAAGAUUGAAGAGGAGAGGGCACAGCAAGAGGCUGCACAGAAGAAAGUGGUGAAGGUUCAAGCUGAUGACCCCAUCUCCUUCACCCAGCUCGUCAACAGGGCUGAACUUGGCACAGGGGAGAACAUGUUUGAGCUGACCCUGUCUCAGGCUCUUGGGAUGAGCAACAAGAAGGAUGCCGACCCUGCCGGAGCGUCAAAGCUCAACAAGGUGACUCAGCUGACUGGCUUCUCCGACCCUGUGUACGCGGAGGCAUACGUGAACGUGAACCAGUACGACAUUGUCUUGGACGUCCUCAUUGUCAACCAGACGUCAGACACCCUGCAGAACCUCACCCUGGAGCUGGCUACUCUUGGUGACUUGAAGCUGGUGGAAAAACCCCAACCUCUUACCAUGGCUCCUCACGACUUCUGUAACAUCAAGGCCAAUGUCAAGGUCGCCUCUACAGAGAAUGGAAUCAUCUUUGGAAAUAUUGUGUACGAUGUGACAGGUGCAGCAAGUGACCGCAACUGUGUAGUCCUCAACGACAUCCACAUUGACAUCAUGGACUACAUCGUGCCCGCCAGCUGCACCGACUCUGAGUUCCGCCAGAUGUGGGCGGAGUUUGAGUGGGAGAACAAGGUUGCGGUCAACACCAACAUCCUUGACCUUCACGAGUUCCUACAACACGUGAUGAGGACCACCAACAUGAAGUGUCUCACCCCUGAGAAGGUACCGGUGCCAAAUGCUAUAUCAGGCAGCUGCGGCUUCAUGGCGGCCAACUUGUACGCCAGGUCAAUCUUCGGGGAGGACGUGCUGGCCAAUCUGAGCAUCGAGAAGCCAGGCCACCUGGGCAAGGAUGCCUCUGUUCAAGGUCACAUCAGGAUUAGAGCCAAGAGUCAGGGUAUGGCUUUGAGCAUGGGAGACAAGAUCAACCUGUCUCAGAAGAAAUCUCUGAAACCAAUGGCUGCAUAAUCCUGGCAGUCACAUCACUGGAUGUUCAGAACAUCUUCUGGGAAGCCAUUAGUUGCAUUGAGAAUUACAAAUUAUUCUAUUUUUAAUGUGCAAGAAAUUGUUAAACUAUUAAAUAGUUAUUCCAAUAUUUAAUCUUGAUUUCAACCCGUUUAGUGUAUGCACUAACAUUCACAGGGGAAGUUGUGAUUACUCUUACAUUGUACAGUGUGUGAUGUUAUCAAGUACAGGCUGUAGGCCCAUGUGUUGCUUGGAUUUUGGUUCUGGGUAAGAAUACGUCUCCAGGAACCUUUGCUUGUCAUACGAUGCAACUAUAUGAAUUUCUGUGCUGGAAUCAGUCCCCACCAACUCAGAGGAGGCGACAAAAUGGAUUUGGUGAUCAGGCAAUGACUGUUGAUUGUCGUACCACAACGGCAUGACGUAUCAAUCACUAGUUUGUCAGGCUGCAGUCCUAUAGGUUGAAUACUGUUAGUGCCAUGUUAAACAACACACAUUUAUACAUUUCAGUCUAAUUAUGGAUGUACAUGUGUACAAGUGAAUGUCAUAUUUAUGGAUUCACUGUGGGAUUUCUCACCAAGUUCAUGGCAGUGUAAUAUACUGUCUGUAAAUAUAUAUUACUGAUUUGCCAAUGUUGAUGCCCAGUCCCAGUGAUGAAACAUCAGCUAGGUUUAACCUUCUGUCUUUGAUGAGAUGUGGGCUCAAUUAUCGCAGGUAAUAAAAUAUAAUGUACAUCUGGAAA